Messenger RNA from Myripristis murdjan (pinecone soldierfish), 4202 nucleotides. RefSeq names its product nucleolar and coiled-body phosphoprotein 1 (gene nolc1). Gene Ontology annotation, cellular component: nucleoplasm; nucleolus. The transcript is spliced from 14 exons. Lineage: Eukaryota; Metazoa; Chordata; Actinopteri; Holocentriformes; Holocentridae. Bases 44 to 3187 code for a protein of 1047 amino acids. The record is from RefSeq and is a predicted model, not a curated record. Gene Ontology annotation, molecular function: protein binding.
GUAACCCAGACGCUUCUCCCCUUGCACACGGAGCGUGGUGAAGAUGGCGGAACACAAGUCGGUGCCCAGCGACCUGUACAAGUGUGUGUACUCCUUUCUGCUGGAGAACAAGUUCACCAAGGCGGCGCAGCAGUUCCUCAAGCAGACCAAAGUGCAGAAUCCACAAGAUCAAAAUGAAGAAAGCCUCGUCAACAUCUACAACUUCUGGGUGAAGUCUCCUGAAGCCAGGAAACGAAAAGCCCCUUCCAGCAAGGCUGAAGCCGCAAAUGGGCCAUCAGCCAAGAAGGCGAAACCCAGCACGGAGACCUCCAGCAGUGAGGAGUCAAGCAGCGAGGAGGAGGAAGCUGCUCCUCCACCGAAAAAAACAACUCCAGCAGCAGCUAAGGCUGUGCCUGCUAAAGCAGCAGCAGCAGCAGCAGCCGCUAAAGCUGCAUCUAGCAGCAGUGAGGAUUCAAGUGGCUCUGAAGAUGAGUCCACAAAUGCAAUGGCUCCUGCAAAGGCUCCAGCAAAGCCCCCUGCAGCAGCAGGUGGUACAAGGAAGAAGGACAGCAGCUCUAGCAGUGAGGAGUCUGACUCUGAAGACGAGCAGCCAGCUAAAGUCCCUGCACCCAAACCUAAGGCUGGUACGGUCACAACACCCAAAGUUGCCACCACCACUAAAGGUGCAGCUCAGAAAAAGCAGGAGAGCAGUAGCAGCGAGGACAGUUCAUCUGACUCUGAAGACGACAAACCAGCUAAGGCACCAGUAAAGUCACCAGCCCAAGUGAAGACCCCCGCUGCUCCUGCUAAAGCUGCUCCUGCUAAAGCUGCUCCUGCUAAAGCUGCUCCAGCUAAAGCUGCUGCUGCAGCUGAGUCCAGCAGCGAGGACUCUUCAUCUGAUGAAGAUGAGGCUCCUCCCACCAAAAAGCCUAAAGCAGGAGCGUACAGUGCAGUCCCACCUCCUGCUGCAGUCCAGAAAGCUCCGGCUGCAGCAGCAGCCAGCAAGGCUAAGGACAGUGACUCCUCAGACAGCAGUGAUGACAGCAGUGAUGAAGAGGAGAAGAAAGUGACGGCUAAACCUGCUCCUGCAAAGUCCACCCCUGCAAAAUCCGCCCCUGCAAAGGCUGCCCCUGUUAAACCCAGCGCACCUAAAACUGCUGCAAAGAAGCAAGACUCCAGCUCAGAAAGUUCAGAUUCAAGCUCAGAUGAAGAAGAGGAAAAGAAACCUGCAGCCAAAGCAACUGCGGCUAAAGCAGCCCCGGUCAAAGCUGCCCCAGCCAAGGCUGCCCCAGCCAAGGCUGCACCUGCUGGGGAGGAGGAAGAUUCAUCUAGCUCAGAGGAGGAAGAGGAGGAGGUGAAGCCUUCAGUGAAGGUGACCCCCGCUAAGCCUGUCCCAGCUAAAGUCACACCUGCUAAGAAAGACUCUUCCUCAGAAGAAGACUCCAGUUCAGAGGAGGAGGAGGAGGUGCCGAAGAAGCCCAUAGCUAAAGCUGCACCUGCCAAGAAACCCCCAGCUAAAAAAGACGACUCGUCAAGCUCAGACUCAGAAAGCAGUUCUGAAGAUGAAGCCCCAGCAAAACCUGUUGCUAAAUCUGCUGCCCCAGCAAAACCUGCUGCUAAAUCUGCUGCCCCAGCAAAGCCUGUUGCUUCCACCCCAAAAACCCCAGCCAAGGCUGCCGAGAGCAGCUCUGGGUCAGAGGACUCUUCUGAUGAGGAAGAGGAACCUGCUAAAGCCAAGCCAGCUGCAGCUAAACCAGCAACCCCGGCCUCAAAACCUGCUACCCCUGCAGCAAAGCCUGCUGCUGCUGCAGCAGAGAGCAGUUCUGACUCUGAUGACUCCUCUGAAGAUGAAGAAGAACCACCCAAAGCCAAGCCAGCUGCAGCUAAACCAGCUGCCCCGGCCUCAAAACCUGCUACCCCUGCAGCAAAGCCUGCCGCUGCAGCAGAAAGCAGUUCUGAAUCUGACUCCUCCUCUGAAGAUGAAGAACCAACCAAGGCCAAGCCAGCUGCAACAAAACCAGCUCCUUCAGCCUCAAAACCUGCUACCCCCGCCUCAAAAAUCGCUACUCCUGUUAAAAAGCCUGCUGCAGCAGAAAGCAGCUCUGAAUCUGAGUCCUCCGAAGAUGAAGAAGAACCAGCUAAGGCUAAGUCAACAGCAGUGAAGCCAGCUGGUUCAGCAUCAAAGCCUACCACCCCUGUAGCAAAGCUUGCUGCAGCAGCAGAAAGCAGCUCUGACUCUGGCAGUGACAGCUCUGAUUCUGAAAAUGAUGCUGCUGUCAAACCUGCAGCCAAGAAACCAUCUGCAGUAGCAGAGGCUGCCAAGCGUCCUGCCCCUGCUGCUCCUGUCACCAAGGCUCCUGCUGAUUCUAGCCGUGGUGCCUCCGAUAGCUCCAGUGAUGAUAGUUCCAGUGAUGAGGAGGACAAAAAGAAGGCAGCACCAGUGCCCAAGCCAGCAGCUGCGAAGGCACCUGCAGCCCCAGCAAAGAAGACAGAAGAGAGCAGCUCUGAGUCUUCUGACAGCUCUGAGUCUGAGACGGAGGCCAAGACCACACCUGCCAAGCCUGCAGUCACCAAUGGCAAGGCAGCAACACCCAAGACAGCCACCCCAGCAGCCAAGGCUCCAGCCAAGCCAACUGAGUCCUCAUCGAGUGACAGCAGCUCUGAAGAAGAGGAAGAGGCCAGUAAAAAGACUAAAAAACCUGCUACCCCAGCUGCACCUACCAAGACGCCCCCAGCAGCCGCAGCUAAACCUAAAGAGAGCAGCAGCUCCUCUGAAAGUUCAUCAGAUGAGGAUGAACAGACCACUAAAGCAGCCACAGCACCCACCACCCCCACAACAAAUGGCACAAAUGGCAAGAGAAAAAGAACUGGAGAGUCAUCUGAAGAGGACGAAGCUGAAGACAAGACUCCCAAAACCAAGAAAGCAACAAAAACGCCACAGACCUUUCCUAAAGUCAAGCAGAAGUCUGCCAAUGUACCUUUCCGUCGAGUAAGAGAAGAGGAAGUAGACGUUGAUGACCGUCUUGCAGACAACUCUUUUGACGCAAAGCUUGGAGCCAACGGUGACUGGGGCCAGAAAGCUAAUGAUGUGCUCAGGUUCACCAAAGGCAAGUCCUUCCGCCAUGAAAAGACAAAGAAGAAGAGGGGCAGCUACCGAGGAGGAGCCAUCUCCACUUCGGUCAACUCCAUCAGAUUUGACAGUGACUGAGGACCUUCUCACACCUCACACACCCAUCCAAACUCCUGUACCUCAGGACUGUCAGUUGUCUGUCCUCUGUACAAACUCCUCCCUGACCAUCAUCACCACACUUCUUACAGUAGCAGCAGCAAACUGACAGAAGAAUGUGAACCCUUGUGGUGAGUGGGCACUUAGAUGUGAUUCUCUGCUAUUAGUUUGUAACGGGAGACUAUUUGCUUCAACUCACCUGAAACCAACGGUGUAGUGCGUUUAGUGGUGGCAGGAGAGGUAUAUCCUCUGCUGGACAGAUUAUCAGAGCUGAUAUCCAGGCACUGCAGUUACCACUUGUAGCCACUAGGUGGCUGUAGGCCACCAGUUAAUGUAAAGAUGCUUAUUUGCGUUUUGGCUCCUUUGUUGCUUAUUUUGACUUUGUUAACCUGUACUGUUUUUCUCAUUCAACAAGCGUCUCUCUUUAUGUCCUUAUAACAUAAAAAUUGGAGCUAAUUUUACUUGUAUAUCUAUGUUGAAAGGACAUCAGCCAUUCAUCUCGACAGGUUCUUUAUCUGAGGAAGGAAAGGCUGAAAUGGAUUUUUUUAUACCUUACAUAGAUUGUUGGAAUUUGGUUGGCUUGUGCUUUUUUGUUUGGCCACCUUUCGGUGUGGAGAGGAUGUGAAACUUGGGCUUCGUCUCUAUGUGAACAUUUAACGACCUACGUUUUAUAUUAAGUAUUUAUUUAAAUGUUUUAUUCCAUUUCAACCUUGAGGACCUCAGAUUUUUUUCCAUGUCAUUCUCAAGCCAUUUUUCUUAGUCUGUGUUUUUUUUUUUUCCCUCAUGCUGAAGUGAGACUGCCCCUUUAAACCCACCAAACUACUGGAUCAAUGGUGUGGAAUUUACUUUAUUCACCAACAUGAUUGACAGCUUGUGGGUUUCCAUACCACCCACCAUCAAGUUGUCUCAAUUUGAAUUUACUGUUAAAACUUUUGUGUACGACCUGUCUCUUUUCUUAUUGAUUCUUGCAACUGUAAUUAAAGAUUUGACAGAUUAA